This is a messenger RNA of Aureobasidium pullulans EXF-150, 972 nucleotides long. RefSeq lists its product as uncharacterized. The record is from RefSeq and is a predicted model, not a curated record. The transcript is spliced from 2 exons. Bases 1 to 972 code for a protein of 323 amino acids. NCBI's taxonomy places the organism in Eukaryota, Fungi, Ascomycota, Dothideomycetes, Dothideales, Saccotheciaceae.
AUGUGUUGGGGCGAACAGAUCAUCUCCCGUUGCCCGCAUUGUCAGGUUCUCACCACUCUCACUCCUACCUGGCUUGGUUGUCCCUUUGACCAGCCUCUCGGCUCAUGUGAUGAUGCUUUCGUCACUACUCAUCAUACAAUCAGGCCUCAUUAUGGUUGCAUCAUCACCUCAAGCUCGAACAACGUCCCUCGUCUGAGAAUUAUCACUGAGCUCGCUGAGCCUUGGGAUGCUGGCUCGCCUCACUGGUCUCCGGUCUCUCCAACGGACAACACCAACGCUACAACUCAAUUCCCCCAGACCGAAUCAAUGCCUGCCUACGCCCUUCCUCUUCCUCAAGGCUGGACUGCCGAUCAUCGCCAACAGGGCCACCAGUCAGAAUGCAUGACUAUGGUUACUCAAUACCGCCGCGAACUCGUCAGAGUCUUUCAAGACCUCGUCCAACCUGUCCAACAGCUCCGCAACUCCGCCUCUUUCACCAACCCUCGCCUGAACCGCACUGUCAUGUGGUGUGAGGACUACAUGGCUACCCUCCUCGACACAGCUGCCAUCCACAUUUGGCUUGUUCAACAAGCCGAAGACCAAAUCAACAAUGGCACGGUCUUCACGGACGCCGCGAAGGCCGACCUUCUCAUGUACAGCAAUGACAUCAGGAAUGCUCAGUAUCCCUUCGAGGUCCCUCUUGUCUGGCACCGCCGCUUCACCGACCUCUUCAUUCAUCUUCGUCGUGUGAUCGGUGAGCUCACACCUCAACCUGCUCAGAACACUGCUUUUCUACCUACUCAUCGUAGACGUGGUGCUAUUUCUGAGGGUGAUGUGAACAAGGCAGUGACAGUCGUCAUGCAUGAGCGCAAAGGUGAUUCUAACAGUGGCUUACGCAAAACUUCUUAUGGUAACUCUUCCCGGUCAACUCUACUCGGUGUACCUUUCGCUUCUACACACGCUCUUCUGAUUCCUGAUCUUAUCUCUUUUUGA